Molecule: messenger RNA, 18546 nt
Organism: Paramuricea clavata
Lineage: Eukaryota; Metazoa; Cnidaria; Anthozoa; Malacalcyonacea; Plexauridae
Source: the annotation of a GenBank genome assembly
CCAAGCCCAAAACAUACUUCAAAAAUCUGGGGUGCCAAACCUUCCCCCUCUCCCCCUGAAGAAGUAAUUUUGCCCAUCAUUACCCCUCUUUACCCACACGUACCCCCAAUAUAAACACGAUGUUGACAAGUGUGAAAUUGAUAUGAAACACAGGGCCAAAAUAUCAUGAACGGACUACACUUGAGUUCUCUUUUCCUGUCGAUGUGUGCCGUUUAAAAUCAACCUCAACUACAGCCAAGAUGACUUCUAUAUUCUCCCGUGUCAAAUCAAGUAAGUUAGCAUUAAAACUACAUAUUUUACAAUAUGAAUUUGCCGGCUUAUUUGUCAAGCAAGCAAAUGAACAUGUUAUUGUCACCUCAAGCUUACGGUGUUGACUACAUAAGCUUGUUUGAAAUCUUUCUCCUUUCAAGUGUUUAAGUUGGGGAAGGGUUAAUAAACAGCUAUCUUUUAACAGGCAUAAAUCAUACAGAAGUAUAAACGCGCGAAAUUUGCCUCUAAUAAUGUGUAAAUGGCAUAGUUUCUAGCAAUUACGAUUAUAUAUUAAAACUUGGGUCAAUACUUUGCGGUGGCCGCCGUAGCCGAGAAAGAUAUUGAAUUCUGUUUAUAAUUUUACCGGAAAGUGAUACAGCGACACACAAGCCAUGCUGUUUCAAUGUGCUUUAAAUAUUUCACUUUUUAUAUAAAAGUUAAAUAAUCUGUACGCUUUCUGUGUUUGUGUUUUUAACUUUGUCUAAAGUGUUGCAAAGAAUUCUAAUUAUUAACGGCCCUUAUUCCACAAAGUUUGUCUGCUUUAAAGUGCAAUACUUUUCUACUACAACAGCAACAAAAUGCAGUCUUUCUUUGUUUUUUUUUUAGCAUGAGAACGUAGGAACAUAAAAAUUUAAAUUUUAAACAAGGCAAAGGACUUCCUGCUAAGCAUUAGUGAGUGAAACUGAAAAUUAAUUUGUCCAUACAUACCAAACAGUAACAAAUUUGAUUUGAAAAUAACACUGUUUUGUAAAUGAAGACUAAAGUUUGCUUAUAAAGACAUAAACAUUAGCCCACAGCUGUGUGCUUAAAAGUUUGUCACAUCAAAAAUGCUUUUUAGUAAAACAGCUUUUGCAAACAUUUGGUUUACUUUGUAUAACAAUAUGUGCUAUUGUUAGUUUAGCUGUCAUAAAGCUUGAAACCCUGUUGGUUAUGAGUUAGAUUAAACCAUUUUAAUUGCAAGUCCUGUUGGAGUUGUGACUUAAUUAAGCCCAAAGCUAGACGCUUACCCACAACAAAGAUAUCAAAAUUAUGUCAGGUAUUAUUGCUUCGUAAAAUACACUUAUUAUCACUAGCUAUUUUAAUUUUUCAAGGUUUAUUUAACUGUGUAUCUAUGUGUUAUAAAUGUUUAUGGUCAAUAUAGUCAUAUACAUGGUGGUAUAUUUGUUUAAAGUAUGUAGAAAAGAUUUUGAUAUUAUACCUUCUUUUAGUUGUCAAUUAUUUUAGCGACAUGUUUAAAACAAAACCUUUUACGGCAAUGUUUCGUGUAUGCCAUAACAAAGGUAGUGGCACAAGAGUAUUUUGAAGAACUGUUGCACAAAUGUGAGGGUUAAUAAUUAAUUUUUUGAGUGUGGGCUAAAGCCAUACUCUAAAAUAAUUGGAUUAAACAUGAACCUGCUGCCAGUAUAUGUAGAAACUUAGUUUGUUGUAUUUAAUUGAUGUGUGUCAUAUCAUAGCAAAGUAUCUGGAUAUUUAACUAUUUUUAUUUCUGUCUUAAAAUUAUUUGUUUCGAACAACAAAUGUGUGUUGAAUUGAUUGUUGUUUGUAAAUUGUAAUUUCUAUGCUAUGUGGUAUAUGUUAGGUAUUUUAAACAUCUGAGUUGGCAUAUUUAUCAUAUUUCGGCUAUCAUUGUACAGUGUCCUGGGCCUCCUCAAAUGGACAGCUGUUACAAGUGUAUUGCUAUCAAUCUUUAAGAGGUGUCCUUCUGACAGGAAACAGAUGUUAGCUAUCCGUGUUGGGCAUUUGCAAAAUAGGGUAAAUGGUUCUCAAACAGCAAACCUUUUAAAGAAUUUGCUAGUUUUUCUUCAGAAAUAGUUUUCAUUGUUAUGAAAUACCAUAAUCCCAUUAGCCGAAUUGCUUGUAAAUCAGCCAAAUACAUUAUUAGUUGUCUUGUGGAUGUAUAUUUCCUAAAAUGUGUAUUGAAGAUACAUUUCAGUCUUAGAGUCUCUCUAACUUAGAGAUACAUCCUUAGGUAGAUGUCUGUUUUAGAGAAGUGCCUGAUAUCUGUGUUAGACAGAUGUCUGUGUUAGAGAGAUGUCCAUCUUAGAGAGAUAUCUGUCUUAGAGAGGUGUCUGUGUUAGAGAGAUGACUUUCUUAGAGAGUUGUCUGUCUUAGAGACAUGUCCAUCUUAGAGAGAUGUUUGUCUUAGAGAGAUAUCUGUGUUAGAAAGAUGUCUGUGUCAGAGAGAUAUCUGUCUUAGAGAGAUCAGAGAUGUCUGUCUCAGAGACAUGUCCAUCUUAGAGAUAUGUCCAUCUUAGAGAGAUGUCCAUCUUAGAGAGAUGUCAGUCGUAGAGAGAUGUCUGUCUUAGAGAGAUGAUCUGUCUUAGAGAGAUGUCUGUCUUAGAGAUAUGUCCAUCUUAGAGAGAUGUCUGUCUUAGAGAGAUGUCUGUCUUACUCUUAGAGAUGCUUGUGUUAGAGAGAUACCUGUCUUAAAGUUGGGUGUCCAUCAUAGAAGAGUGUCCAUCUCAAAGAGGUGUCUCUAAGGAACGCUUCUUGAAUAUUUGUUCGGUAUGAUUUUGCUCUUUUAGUCCGUAUCAAAACUUACAAUGACUGAAGUUAUAUAUUCAUCUCUUGGGUAAACUGGGGGUGAGCAGUGGGGAGAUUUAUCUCUACUCGCAUGAGUUUUGUAUGAACAUUAGAUCGCUUUAGGUUGGCCACAACCCCACGUGUGACUUAAGCAGCUAGUGCUGCUGGCGAGAACCAAACUCAUAGUUCACAGUUAUGUACGGUGGAUUUCCUGUAGGCUUACGUUGUAUCCUGUUACGUUGUAUCCUGUUAUUACUGUAUUCAACUGUGCUAUUCUCCCAUAUACAGACACUAAAACUCUGUGCUAUGACGUAUAUGUGAUUUGCUUUAUUUAUUUUCUUGGCACACGAUGUCAGUGUUCAUAAUCUUAACAAAAUCUCAAUGUAAAUCUCAAUUAAAGACCAAUACAAGCUCAGCAAGCAAUAUAUUGGAGUAUAUUGAGUAUAGGGUUCUUCUUUUGUCUCAUUAUUCAAGGGCUGUCUUUGUUUUGAGUCAGACAGCAGAACCCCUUUGUUGUUUAAGAUAUCCUAAUAAGGCUACAUCGUAUAAAAGUCUUUGUAUAUAGUGCAGAGAGCUCUUGCUGGCUUGUCAAAACCCCUUGUAUUUUUUCAUUUCGUAACACUCAUCCUAUUGUCGAGUCGAUUUUGUAACAUUCAAAUAAUACUGUAGAAAUCACCCAUAGGUACUGUUUCAAUGGAUAAUACUGACCCAGAAUGGCGUGUUUGAGAAUAACAUGUACUUAUUCACAUGUGAACUGAACAGGUUCUUGCAAGUUGCAACAGACUUUUUACAAGGUUGAUUUAUGGUUGCGAUAGCUAAAAGUUGCAACAAUGUUGAUGGUGAUGUCACGUGACUUGUUACAACAUAACAGUUACCAGUUACUCUAAUCACCAUGUUAACUGGCAAAAAGCAGUUAUCCUAGGGCUAAUAAUCCCUAAUAGAGCCCUGCUCGAACGCCUCGAGUGUAUAGCGAUCCCCUCUGACAUAGUCUUAAAACUUCUACCUACGAUUCGACUUACUAUAUUUCCAUUAAAUAACUCAUGGUGAUCAUUGGGAGCACGUGGUAACCAGAUACCAUCUGUGCAGCAAAUGACAAGAACCUAAGCAUCAUUUACACACGCAAAACUCACAUCUUGUAGCAAGUCUGCGAACAAGCCGUCAACAAGUUGUCUUCGCACUGCUUGUCCCAAGUUGUCAACAAUUUUGGAACAAACUGUUAACAACUUGUAACGAGCUUUGAUGUUUAUCAAACUUGUGGCAACGUUGUUCUAACAAGUUCGAUACAGUCAUGAUAUAACAAUAUUGUUACAACCUUGUGUCGUCAACCUUGUAACAUUCUUGUUAUAUCAUGAUUGUAUCAGACUUGUUAGAACAACCUUGUAACAAGUCUGAUAAUGCCAUCAAGCUUGUUACAAGUUGUUAACAGAUUGUUCCAAACUUGUUACAACAACUGGGAACAAGCAGUGCGAACACGACUUGUCGACAGCUUGUAAACAGAUUUGUAGCAACUUGUUUGCAGACCUGUCACAACUUGUGCGUUUUUAUGUGUGUAGCUUACUUUGUUUUGCUGUGUUUAUUGUCAGAGAUUGUAAAAAACGACAAGAACCACAACAAGGAUGGUGCUGUUAGCAGGUAUGUACGAUUGUAAACAUGCAUGGCAUAUUGAGCUUAUCAGUCAAAACAUAAAUAAAAUUAGAAUAGAUUUUUAACACAAUUUUUUUUUGUUUUAGUGCAAGUUCCAAUCAUGAGCCAAAGGACACUAACAGCGGUAGGUGUAAUGUAUAUGGACUCAUGUGAAAAGAGUAAAAGUCAACGCUCUGCCGAAAGUCGUGGGUUUUCUCCGGGCGCUCCGGUUUCCUCCCACAGGGAAAGUUGACAGGGUGGAUUAAAAUAGGAAAGUAAUAUCACAAGGCCCUUCAUUGGGAAGUGAGUUUCGUCGCUAGGUACACUGCCAUUAACUUGCAUUGCGCCCUACUUUAUAUGGGCUGUGAAAUGUUCACCCUAACCAUAAAUUCCUAUACAUACGUGGUUUGAGUUUGACUAAGUUGUUUAUAAAUUAUUUUCCAGGAAUUUUGAUUGUCAAGCUCGUGAAGACGAAACAUGAUAAAGGUCUUGGACUCACAAUUUCAGGUUGGUCAAUGGAAAAGUUUUUAGGCUUGGAAAAGCAGCAUUUAUUAAAUUAAUAUUUAAUUUUGUUUGUAGGUGGAAUUGAUCGUGGGAGUAACCAUCCAGUUGUUUCUCACCUGCGACUGGGCGGAAUUGCUGAUAAGUACGUAGAAAUAUCUAAUGAUCUCUUCAGUUGCAUGUUAGAUCAGUAUUUCCUGUUUGACUGUAUGGGUUACUACGUGAGUUUCCUCUGGACAAAUAAGGGUUGUCCUUCUAUAGUGGGUACUCUGGUUUUCUCCUGUCAGUGUACCUCGAAGGGAUGACUGUAUAACAUAACAAUGUUAUUGAAAAUCUGCUAGAUUUUAUAGCAGAUCACAUGACCACAGCCUACCAGAUCCUAGGGGAAAGACCCUGGGUACGAGAUUGUUACAAGGUUGUUCAGUUCUAAUCCAUAUUUUCUUACAGGAGUGAGUCGUUGGUUAUUGGUGAUACGAUCUUGGCUGUGAAUAACAAGAAAACUGAGAAUCUGACUCAUCAAGAAGUGGUCGACCUACUACGGAAUGCUGGUCAACAUGUUCAUUUGAAAAUCCAGUACAAACUACCCACCCCAGGUAAGCAAUCCCGCCCUGCCUUACUCCAUCAUGUCUGGCUGCUUGGGACACUUCUCGAACUUAUUGAUAAUGAGAAAAAAAGGAAAACAGCACCGUACCGUUGUAUUGAUAGCAUGGCAAUGUUAAAAAGUUAGUCAACGUUUUGUUUUGUUUCAGAUACUAGCAUUAACAGUUCGUGUAAAACAGCCAUUAUACAGUUAAAGAAAGAAGCAGAUGGCUUUGGGAUUGUCGCCAGAGGUAGGAUAUACAGUAAACUCUUGGUUGAGUUUUUGUGUAAACUUAAGUUGCCAAACAACCAAAUGAACUGUAAUAAUUUUCGUGUGAAAAUUGUACUUUGGAAUUGUUCUUCAUUACAGAAUCUCCCCAGACGUCAGUUCAUGGGUAUCGACCGCUGAUCGUUGCAAGUGUGAGACCCGGAAGUGCGGCUCAAAGGUUGGACUCCUCACACUUCUGUCUGACGUCUGAUGAUUUUAUCACCUAGAUAAUGAGCUCAUCUUUACGUCAAUUCUCUUUCUUAUUUUGCAGUCGUGGUGUGAUUCAUGUGGGUGAUCGAUUGCUUGCAAUCAACGGUCAAGCGUUGUUGGGUCUGUCACGUGAAGACGCCGUGCUAUUGUUAAAACAUGCACAUGAUCAAGUCUCGUUACAGAUAGAGUAUGAUGUGUGCCACAAAGGUGAGCUGAGACCCAGUUAAGCCAUUCGUAUUGGUUCAAUGCUGCUAGGAGGUCCAGUAAGGGUCAUCUCUUAUUGAUCCAGUGUUUACUAUUUUACAGGAGGAAACCUAAACUAAACUAACUUUAUUUAUACUGAAUAGCUCUAUCAGUGUUCUUCCUUGAGGUGCAGUAAAGUUUUCUCUUGUUGGUCCAGUGUUACUACAAGAGGAAACCUAAACUAAUAACUUUAUUUAUACUGGAUAGCUCUAUCAUUGUUCUUCCUUGAGGUUCAGUAAAGUCAUGUCUUCUUGGUCCAGAACGUGUAAAGCCGGUUUUCCACUUCAACCGUACCGAAAAGUACCAAAAACGUUUUUAAUGAUUUCAAAAUUUCGUGAAUGUUGCUUGGUUAGUACUUCCGUAGUACGCCAAAAAGUUGACUUGCGACGAACUUUCUAUUUUGAUACGCGAAUACACCCGGACGUACGUGUAUUUAUAAACCUCUUUUCAGUCUGCGCAUGCUCACCAGUACGUUUCGCUACGAUACGGGCGAAGUGGAAAACCGGCUUUACUACAAGAGGAAACCGGAAUACGUAGAGAAAAUAUGUUUUGUUUGGUAGAGCUGAGUCGACCGACCUGCAAGUACUCUUCUCAAAUGUGAUGGUGAAGAAAAUAUAUUCAGAAAACUGCAUAACGCAGGAAAUCAAACUCGGUCGCAGAGAUGAAAAGUACAUGCACUAACUACUCUUCGUCUAUUGUAGAUCCUUUAAGCUCACGAAAUGGAACCUGGAUUGUUGAAAUUGAGAAACCUGCUCCGACUGUCAGUCUGGGGUUGAUUCUAGGUAUGAUUUAUGAGUAAACGAGAAAUAAUACCAGGGCAGGGGGGUGAGAAAAGAAGAAUCAGUGACUAAAAUUUAUUCUAUGAUUGUGUGUUUGUAUAGUAGAAGACAGAUCAGGCGUAAUUGUUAUUUCCGACAUCAACGAAGGCGGUGUUGCGGACAGGUACGUCUGAAGCAUUGACCUCCAUAUAUAUAGUGCUCACUGAUGCUAUUUAUAUUUGCAUUUCUCCAAACGUGCUAGUGUCGGACCAAGCCCAGGACGGUAGAUUUCUGACCAAAAACUCCCCCCUUUCAUUCUUUAUUCAAUGUUUUUCGGUGCUCAGAAUGUAUCUGCUGAGUAAAACAACUUCGUUCUCUGAAGAAAGAGAUCGCUAACCAACCUCGUACUGUACUUCUGUAAUUGUGACUCUCAAGCUCACAAGUCCUCGGUACGAGGUUGGAUCGCUACUCAUCACUGUCUUGUGUGUCUUCAGAUUGGGAGUGUUCCACAAAGAAGAUCAGAUCAUCAGUGUCAACGGAACAUUCGUAAAGGAACUGUCGUUGGCUGGAGUUGUUGAACUGCUUGCAAAGAGCGGAAGUCGUGUCAAGAUUGAGUUUCUUACAGUUCAUACUUUAAAAGAAGAUGCUGAUGAUACUGCCUUGUCAGACAGGUAUGAAUACAAGCUCUACAUGUUUUCGACAGCUAAACUGCUAAUUCAUGCUUCAACGGAUCAGUUGAUCUCAAAAUGAAGUUAGGUUAAUCAGCUAACAGUUGAUCAGCUAACAGUUGAUCUUGAAAUGAAGUUAGGUGUCUAACGUCAAUAUUAACCUUCCUACUGUCAGACACAUUUAGACACGAGUAUAUUUUUCUUUGUUCUUUACCCAAAUUGCAUCCCUAACCCUAACAGCUUUGUGACCGUGACAUAACGAUAUAAAGGACAGUUUACUAGAUGAUUUAUAUUUUACCUAGAUAUGGUAAAGUAGAUUCCUGGGUAUGCUCACCUGGCGAGUUCUCAGAUGAUCAAAUGUCGGAAAUGACCGCACACGAAGAAGUCCCGAGUAAAGACCGAAAGUUGCACGACAGUGAUGCGAGAGAACGUCUUCUUCGGGCUCUUCCCCAGGCACCAAGUAGUAACCUCGCGGGAUACGAUAACACUGCUCGAGCACUCAUGAACGACACGAGCCCAUACGAAGAAAUUUCGGAAGUGAUCGGGAAUUCUCGUGCAAAUGUGGAGUUACAUAGUGAACCCGGAUCCGAUCAUCGGUCUAGAGGAAGAACCACUGAAGGUAUUGAAUCAUAGAUUCAGUUCCUGCAUUAAGGAAUGACCCUUACUGUUCAUCUCAACAUGAAUAAUGUUAGUUUAGGUUUCCUCCUGUAAUAACACAAGAUCAAGAACUGACAAGAAGGGAUAAUUCUUACUGGACCUCUAGGGAGAACAGUUUAGAACUGAUAGAGCUGCCCAGCAUGAAUAAUGUUAUGGCUCUUACUUGACUUCUAGGGAGAACAGUUCAGAACUGAUAGAGCAUUAGAGUUGUAUAGAAUAAAUAUUAGCUCAGCUUUUUGUCUUCAGGUUUAUAUUCCAAAAUUCGAAGACCGCGCUCUAAUAGCUUGGGUACGAGUACAGCUGGAAGGAAUUCUCCGUGGUAUGGGUACAGGGGCGUGGGGAGCAGAGGCUCAUCCUUCUCUAACGUCAACUCUGCGUCAUCUAUGCGACGGAGACACGUGUCGAACAGAAGUAACGGCUUUUGGUCUUCAGGGAGUCUAAAAUGUGCUGCAAAUGCUCAGCUAUGUAGACAGGAGUACGUGGAAGUGAAUUUGACGGCAGAUAGUCAGGGAUUUGGGAUGAUCAUCGCUGAGAGUUUUAUUGGAAGGCAAAGUAUCUUGGUGAUUGCGGAAAUUGAGAAUGGCGGACCUGCGGAAAGGUGAGAGCGGCAAAGGGACAUUACUGGACAUGCCGAUUCGUGGUAGUGUUUUACGGUGUUUUCUAGUGGUUUCUAGGGACAGGCUCAUUCUGUGGUAGUGUUUUAAUACAUCCUGCUAGGGACCAGGAAUCUAACUCGAAGUUUCUCUUGUUUGGUUUGUCCUGACCUAUAGAUGCAAACCAUUUCAAUGUUUAUUUACACUUUUGCAAGAUGGAUCCCUUUCACUUAAAUUAUUCAAUUCGAGUAUGAAACAUCAUAUGCAUUCUGAUUAGCAUGAUAAAUGAAACCGAAACAUUUCAUUUUUUAAAAGUGUAAAUAAACAUUGAAAUAAAUGGGUGUUGGGGGAUGCCCAAUUAGCCUUUCUCACGAUGACGAAUGUUCCCGCCAUUUUUGGGUGGUAUCUAAUCCUCGUUCUAACCAUUUACAAAGGCAAAGCAACUUUACCAUGAUUCUCCAAAAAACAUAUAAAAAGUCGCUGUUAUGUGGACUUAUCUCGCACAGACUUCGGCUGAAAUGUCACCCAAAAAUGGCGGCGUGAGAAAGGUUAAUUUAACACGGCGGAUAUGAAAUUCUACCCAGUUGGACACCAAAAGUUGUAUGCCAAUUUUUCAAUGGCAAUUCUACACAUUUCUUCCCUAGAUCUGGUGUACUACAAGUGAAUGACGAGGUUCUUGGCAUAAACGAUACCGAUGUGGGAAUAAUGUCAGCUGAACAUUGCAAUGGAAUUUUACAAAGUUUUGGAACGCAUGCAAAUAUCUUGAUCGGAUUCACAGUUGCUGGUAAGUCUCUCGAUGAAUGUUGACAUUGAAUAAUAAUCAGGCCUUGUCAUUAUGACAAUAUAAAGACAAAUUAUAAAAAUAUAAUGAUUCUAGAAAGAGAGUAAAAACACUGAUAACUUGUUUUCUGUUUUAGAAUCUAUAGUGGCCACAUCAGGAACUUUCAGUGUUAAACUACCCAAGCAUUAUUUUGGAUUAGGAAUCACUUUCACAGGUAAAAUAUUUGUUCGAAAGGCAUAUUUCUGAAAUAUCGGAAUACCCGGGUUUCGCUUCAGGCUGUCUGGAGGGCAAAGCAAAGGUUGAGCAAUUAAAUAUUGCGGCUAGUUUCCGGUAUGGUAAUCCUAUCCAAAUAUUUGAUUUUUCUGUUGUUUGGAAUCUACAUAAAUUUUAUGGCCGAGUGGCGCCUGGCGGGAUUCGAGCGCGUGAAUUUUUUUUUUUUUUUAUAUACAGUGAAGGUUUUAAAUUUGACUAGAAAAGUUCCUUUAAAGUACCUUGUUUAUAGUAGUGCGAGGGUUUUCUGCAAAUACUUCGAAAAGGUGUUCACUUUUAGUCUUUUACACGUUUAAUUAACCAGUCAUAGCGAAGAAACAACACAUUCCCGCUUCAGAAUAUUUUUGCUAUCUUGAAUUUCACGGUGUGAUUAAUAAGAAAGCCGGAAUUCGUUAAUGAAACUUGAAUCACAAUUCAGAGUUCUGUAUCGUAUGUAAAGGCAAGAUCGAGUAUUCGUUUGAUUCUUUUAUAGAUUUGGUGGUUCUUAAAAGAACCGGUUUUUUAUUUCAAGGUUUAAGGACCUUUUUACUUGCUGCUUGUGUACUUGGUCACGGCUUUCGUUCCUUCGCUCACAGCGUGCUUGGCCAAUUCUCCGGGCAGAAGUAGACGAACAGCGGUCUGGAUUUCCCGAGAAGAGAUGGUCGAUUUCUUGUUGUAGUGAGCCAAUUUGGAAGCUUCACCGGCAAUUCGCUCGAAGAUAUCGUUGACGAACGAGUUCAUGAUACCCAUGGCUUUGCUGGAGAUACCAGUAUCGGGGUGAACUUGCUUCAGAACUUUGUAGAUGUAGAUAGCAUAGCUUUCUUUACGUUUGGGGCGUCUCUUCUUUUCACCACCAACUCCGGCUUUCUUCCCGGCUUUCUUUCCACCUUUGGACGCAACACCAACUGGUUUCACAGGCAUUUUCUUCGCAAAAUUUUCUUUCUUGACAGUAGAGGAAUUAUCUUCGCUGUAGAGAACAGAAUCAGAAUGCUGAAAUAUCGAAUCGACCCCCUUUUAUAAUGAACUCGUUGGGAUAAAUAAUUAAGUAGGAUCACAAAUACUGGCUUUUGAUUGGUUUAACUCGAGUCGGACGUCUGCGAAUAGCAGUAUGGUAUAACGCCCCCUCAAAUUAAGUGGGAUCACACUAUCAGAAUAAUUAGGGAUAUUAGAGAUAAUUAUGAAAUAAUUUAUGCACUAAUUUGGAAUAAUUAACCAAGGUCAAGGGUAUCGCAAUCCGAGCCCGAGAUACCAACCAGAUGCCGUCAUGCCGGUUGGCCCGGUUGUGUAAAAACAAAAAAAACCAGUUAAAUUCUGUUAAAACAUAGUUAAAAUUAACUGCAGAUCACUGGUUAACCUAGAAAAUAAACUGGUCUACAACAGGCCCCUGGCCAGUAGAACUCGUUGAUCAUAGACAUAGUCAUAGAAAACUUGCUUUGUCUGUAACUGGCUAGGCGGCUUUAGCUGUGCUAGUUCCUGCUUCCUAUUAAUCAUAAUAAUAAUAAUCAUAAUUUCAUAAUAAUCAUCAUGAGUUCCGUACUCUGAUUUCCGUAUAAACGCGCAAGUCAUCCGCACAGUUUCCCGGGUGAACCCUACCAAAUAAACACAACCACAGGUUUUCUCCGGGCGGGGUACAUCGGGUUUUUCUGAAGUAAAACCUUGGACCAAUAGAAAGCAUGGCCUUACUCCGGCUGGACCUCUAGCGAGAACAGUUUAGAACUGAUAGAGAUAUAAGGGGCGGACCAUUAGAAAAGUUGAUGGGGGGAGGGGGCAAAAGCAAAAAUAAAAAUCGAGCAGGGAAACAGAAAAAAAAAUUCGUGCACCACAAAAGUUUGAAAAAAAAAAUCGUGCAGAGACUUUUCAAUAGGGAAAAUUUUAAGUUGACAGGGCCUAUCAGAGGUACAGUGUAAGGGUGGCCCCCAAACUUUGCAACAAUUUUUGGGUAAAAAAUAAAAUUCGAGCAAGGGAUUAUUUAAAAAAAAAUAAUCGACACAAGCAAAAAAUUUUGAAAAAAUAAUCGUACACGUUGGAAAUGGACCACCCCCCAUCACUUUUCUAAUGGUCCGUCCCUAAGCCUAUGCCCUAUGCCCCUGGCUAUGUGCAGUAUGAAUGAAUGAACUUUACUGUAAAAACACAUGACAGCAAUAUAACUGCAAAAACCUGUGGCCCUCAAAAGUAUGAGUAAAUAGGUCUGUGACUGUGAGUGUGACUGACUGUCAGGGCCGCCGAGAGGUUGGCGGGGGCCCGGGGCAAAUAUUUUUUGGGGGGCCCCCUAUCAAAAAAAAAUUUUCAGGAAAAAAAUUUUUCCGGACAACAACCUCCCCCCCCAAAAAAAUUUUCGGCCAGCGACUUUAUCUCAUUUUUUUAUGCCAAAUUUCGGUACUUAGCCCAAGAAAACAGAUACCUUGUCCUUUGCGCGGAAAUAUUUAACACACAAAAAAGACUGCGGCCCAACAAAAAUUUUUCAGGGGCCCCCAGCACCUCGGGGCCCGGGGCAAUUUGCCCCCGCUGCCCCCCCCCUCUCGGCGGCCUUGCUGACUGUGUAUCACUAGUGGUAUGUCUCUAACUUUCAAUUCAAUAUUUUCCAGAAUUGAUGCACGACGAGAAGACAAGCAUUAUAAUCAGUCAUGUUCGGAAAGGCAGUUUAGCGUACAGAACAGGCGUAUUGCAUCUAGGAGACAAACUACUGGCUUUGAAUGGAACUAAAAUGAAUUGUGUGGAGGAUGCUAUUACAUUCACUGAUGCGAUACCUCAGGGAGAGAUCGUCAGCGUCACUGUACAGAAAGAACAAGAGGUCGAAGACGAAGGUAAGAAAUUUAUACAGAUCACCUGAUUGCCCGCCUCGCCGUUUUCCCACCCGGCUGCACUUUUGCCCAGCUCACAACCCGCAUUGUCUAACAAAGCCUUCUGUGCAGGCUAGAUCUUGGCUAGAUCCUGGUAAAGUACCUUACUGUCAUACUUUGAGCGCCUUCGUGUGUUAUCGGCAUCGCACUUAUCUAGGCAGUCAAUACAAUCUCGUACCAAUUUCUCGUACCGAUGUACCAAUAAUAUAUAUACCAUGCAGUUUGCAGGUCACAUGAGUGGGCUCCUACACGCGUAAACGCACAGCUUGUAACAAGUCUGCAAACAAGUUGUUACAAGUCUGUUCACAAGCUGUCAACAAGUUGUCUUCGCACUGCUUGUUCCCAGUUGUUGCAACAAGUUUGUAACCGCGAAGCUGUUAACAACUUGUAACAAGCUUGAUGGCAUCAGACUUGUUACAAGGUUGUUCGAACAAGUUUGAUACAGUCAUGAUAUAACAAGGAUGUUAUAAGGUUGUCAACACACAAGGUUGUAACAAUUUGUUAUAUCAAGCCGGUAACGGACUUGUCAGAACAACCUUGUAACAAGUCUGAUAUUAAAUUUCGGCAAGGUCGUUACAAGUUAACGUUGUCAACAAGUUGUUCCAAAACUGUUGACAGACAACUUGUUGACGGCUUGUUGACAAACUUGUUACAAGAUGUGAGAUUUUUGCGUGUGUAGGAGUAGGCUCACAAACGCGGAAGCCCUGGGUACGAGGUUAGGUGGAGUCAGUACAUUCUCGUACCCAGAGCCCUUCUUACGCGCGGUGCGACGAGGGGCUCUGGCCAAAUCCAUAUCUGAACUGGCAUCUGAGUGGCUAGUUCUAGCGCCGGAUAUUGUUUUCUUACCAUGUUUUUAUGGUAUCCGGUUAUGCCGGAUUUGGCCAUGCAAAGCCCCUCGUCGCACCGCGCGUAAGAAGGGCUCUGGGUACGAGAAUGGGGCUCUGGCCAAAUCCAAAACCGGAUACCAUAAAAACAUGGUAAAAGAAUAUAUCCGGUAUUAGAACAAUAACCUUCGUUGUAGCCAAUCAGAUACCAGUUUAAAUCUGUUUGAUAUGGAUUUGGCCAGAGCCCCUCGUCGCACCGCGCGUAAGAAGGAUGAGAGAAUGGAGUCAGUCAUUGAUGUAUAGCGACAUUACGGGUGUUUAUAAAAACAAAUUCGCCGACAAUGCGUUAGUUGAACGAAGAACUUUACCACAACCCCAGCUAGCAAACAUAAAAUCAUAAAUUCACUCUCUGCACUUACAUAAAUCUUUCCUCGCUUGAAAAAGUAAUCCUCCCUCGCAAAAAUUCUUCCAGUUUUCUGAAACAAUGUUUUAUUAUGUUGUAUAGACGAAAAUUCUGGCGUUGUUUAUAGCAUAGAAUUAUCCAAACAAGGACGUAGUACCGUCGGCAUUGUCAUAACAGGUGGUUAUAUAUAUUAUUCAUUGUAUAAUGCUUCCAGAAUUGUCCUAAAAUCCGCCGACUACCUGCAGAACGAAAGAAAUAAUUAAUGCUACCUUUUUCAAAACUACCCGCUUAGAUAGUUUGAAAACUAGAUAGUCCUAUAGAUACAGUCAUUUUCCAAUUGGUUGGACAGAUGCCACAACUACCUAUAAUUAUGACUAAAACCUCGCCCAACCCCCCCCCCCUUUUCAAUAUUGGGUCGGCAGUUAGCGUCUUACUGCAGUGGUGUGCUAUGUCUGGACUGGGUAAACAACAUUGAAUGAGAAGGGAAGGAAGAUGUAAAUAUUUGUAAUAAUUUGCAUUUAUCUCGUGAUGAUCUAAAACCCCAAGUACUUACUUACUUAAAAAUAAAUUUAACCACGCUGGCCAUACACAACAUGUCGGUAAAAUACAAUGAGUUGAUUUUCAGAUGGGGCGUGUUUUACUUACAAACUAUCUUAACUCACAUCCUAGUCUCUGGGUCUCUGGUAUAGUGGACAUACUCAGCCUGAGAGCCUGUUCGCAGGCUAAUUUAAACGUAGCCUGCGAACAGAAUUGGUCAAGCGAGGAUGCCUUUUUCGCCUCAGAAGGAAAACUAUUCCACAGCAUUGCACCAUUAUACUUAGAACUUCAUUUAAGAUAGUUUGUUUUAGGUUUUGGAAGUGCUAGAUCAGUAUCAUUACUUCGAAGAUUAUAUUCUCUAUUAAGAUCUUUAAUUUUUAUACUAAAUUUUUCUCCAAGACUUGGGGUGGUCUGCUCAUUAAUGAAUUUUGUGUCCCAACAACUUUUGAAAAUGAUUGUACCCAGUUUUUAAAAAAUGCCCUAGGUAUAGUUUUAAACUAAAGUAGAUAGCCCUAGAUAGCUAUAAUGAAUUAGUAAAAACUGCCUUCCAGUAUUUAGUUGAAGCCAUUGGCGUUGAACCAAAAUGACCUGAAAUACUAUUGACCACAACUCAUUUACAGAAAGAAACUGCUCUGUGAUUUGUUUAAGACCUUUUACCCGGGAUUAUACAUUCUUUUUCAGCAAAUAAAGGAAUUUUAUUGUCAGAUUUUAAAUAUUUCUUUCUUGAUAAGGUGGUGGUGAAGAAACUGGAAGUAAAAGUAUCCUUGUCACGUCUUUGGUUCCUGGAACUGUUGCGGACAGGUAAGAAGUCUCGCUCUUUCGUAGGUACUCAAUAAAUGCUAAUUAUGGUAGUGACUAGGGCCCAGGGCAACCUCGUUCCCAGGUCGGAGAUGACAACAAUACUCAUGACCCAAUAUUGUUGAGGGCUGAGCCAUCAACAUUAAAUUGAACAAUGUUAUAUAUCGUUUUUCAGUUUUUAAAUAGACUUGUUGUAUGCCUCACUCGGAUCUUCUUUUUUGAUCGGGCCUAUCCAGUCUGUCAUGAGAUCAGUGUGUCAACUGAUCUCAUACUAGACUGGAUGGACUCAAUUGAAAUUGAACUGAUCUCAUAAUAAACUGGAUAGACCCUAUGAAGCCAAUUCGAGAGAGAUGCGGAGCAAGUCUAGUUUUUAUGUUAUACUCUGUUUAAUUGGAAAGUUAGAUGCAAAAAGAGCUCCUCCUCCUCCCCCCUCUCGGUAUCUCGUCGUCUUUAUGAAACAACUAAACGAUUUCAUUUUGAGAUUCUGGAUCUCGAUCUCUUGUUUAUCUAUUAUAGAAGUGGCGCAGUGCAUGUAGGUGACAGGAUUCUGGCGAUCAAUGAUAUUUUUGUCAAAAAUAAACCGGUCAAAGAAGUUUACCAAAUGUUAGAUUUCAGUGGCGAGGUCGUAAAACUUCGCCUUCAGAGUGUUGAUGCUCGUAGGGCUAAAAAACCGAGUGUAGAAAACCCGAGAGGACUUGAGAUCCCGGAUAUGUCUUCUCUACACCGGGUUUCCGCCUGGGCUGAAAUAUUUAGCGAACUGGAUCAAAUUGUGGCGUGUACACCGUCUGUUGUGAAGAAAGAGCCUGAGGUCAAAACUAAGGCUGCAAAGGAUGAUGGGGUGUCCGAAUCUGGGAAUGUCAGUAAAAAAACUGGGAAAGAGUUAGCGGAAAGUGAAAUAACAGCGACUGUAUGUAACGAGGUGAAAAGCGGAAAUGACGAAUUUUGGGAACAGUUUGAUGAAUUAUGGGAAGGCGAGAGUUCUAAAGAACAAACAGACCAAUCCGUUACAAAUACGAUCCACACCUCUGAAAUCUGCAGUUACGCUGCUCCUACCCAAAAGGAGUGCACCGCUUCUUCUCACGACUCGUCGUCUGGUACACUGAAAGGGAAGUCUAUCUCCAUACGUUACGUCGUUCACGAGAAAUGCGUGAACCCCACGGAAGAAACUCGAGAGAAAACCACGCAGCGGUCCUGCGUGUACUUAACACAAGACUCUCGUGGAAAAUUGACGCGCGAUGACUCCAAAUCUAACGGUUUUUCUGCUGACGAGGACACCACGAACCAAUCCCGCAAGGACUCCACGAAUAGAUCCCGCGAGGACACAACGCAUGGAUCUCGCGCGACGGAAGAAUCCCUCGAGAAGACCACGCAAAUUACGAAAUCCCUCGAAAGAAGUCCCUCAGUUGCCUCAGGUUAUGAAACAGAUAACUCAACGCUCCGAAGUUCUGCGAAUGACCUGCCUCACUGUGGCCGUAGUUCUCGAACAGACACAGAAACCUUCACUAGCAUUGACUCUUUCGAUAUUUCUAAUGACGCGGACGAUAAACUCUUAGCCUCGCCUUCAAAAAUAGCUCAAUCUUCAGACGUUUUAGAAACACGGACAUUUUCCGUGGGGAAAUCAGAAGAACAUGGAUUUGGUUUUAGUUUGAUGCCGGAUAAAUUCAAACAAGAGGUGUAUAUUGCGUCUGUUCUUCCCGGCGGCCCUUGCGAUGGAUUGCUGCAACCGCUGGACAAAAUUACUAAAGUAAGUCUCUGCCAUUUUUGUAUUUUAAGUAUCGUAUUCAGUAUACUGUAUAGCUCUAUCAUUUUUAAACUGUUCUCCCUAGAGGUCCAGUAAGGGUUAUCUCUUAUUGAUCCAGUGUUACUACAGGAGGAAACCUAAACUAAACUAACCGUUUAUUUAUACUGGAUAGCUCUAUCAGUUCUAAACUGUUUUUCCUAGAGGUCCAGUAAGGAUCAUCUCUUCUUAUUCAUCCAGUGUUACUACAGGAGGAAACCUAAACUAAACCGAAUUUUAUUUAUACUGGAUAGCUCUAUCAGUUCUAAACUGUUCUCCCUAGAGGUCCAACAAGGGUCAUCUUGUAUUUGCUCAAUUUUAUUACAGGAGAAAGGCGGACUUGGACACUCUCUUCCUUAUCAGAUUAUGCUCUUUAAUUGAGAAGCUUUAAGAGAUUGUCCAAAUUUUUUGAACUUUUUUUCUACGUUUUGUAGAUUGACGACAAAGACUUGACGCAGUUAAAUAUUUACGAAAUUAUUCAAAUACUUCAGCAUGGUCCAGCAACCAUCAAAUUAUGUGUUGUUAGAAAUCCUUUUAAUACUUAUAUUGACUCCAAGUCGUGAAUAUUUGGGUGAAUAAAUUGUAGACACAUGUAGUUAACUGACUGGCGCAAAAGAUUAGAGUCGCGCGGUCAAGGGAUCUGGGAACUAAAAUGGGUGUUUAUAGUUGGGCAUUUGAAACAUAGCCAUAAGCUGGUCUUGUACAAAGAAUCUGUUUCACAAGCUUUUUCCUGGCUUGUGUGUGCAGGGUAAGGGGGAAACUUGACCUCGCCCUAACGCCAAGAUAUGAAACGCCAGCAGAGAAAACUUGUUCGCCAGUGUACAAAGCUCUGGGAUUCACGAAGUUGAUGAGGGCAACGCAUGGUGGUCUGUAUGUAUUGACCUUGCGUUUCGUAGCAUAUGUAUGUAAUGGACAGUGGUGCCGCCAGGGGGGGGAGGCUGUCCCUUUCCUCAAUGCUUUUCAGAGUGUGGCUGCAGAUUUUUGAAUGCAUUCGGUUAAAAAAUGAUUUAUCAAGACCUUUACAUAGAAAAAGAAUUUUUUUCGCACUGGUCGAAAAUACAUAAUUUCUCCAAGUGCCGCCACAAUGCAGGAAAUGUCGUUUCAGAGACCUUAAAUUCAUUUUGUUUCUGGGGAAGCAUACCUCCAGACUCCCCUAGAAUUGUGACGUUACAAAUUAUUAAUCCCCCCCCUCCAAAUCCUGGCUGCGUCACUGGUAAUGGAAAUAUUUACCAUCAUUUGCUCGCUUUCAUACGUGUCAAUACAUCACAAGUUCACCACCAUGUACUGGCACCAAUAUAGAUCACUGUCUGACUUUGAAGCCGUGUGUCAUGGGUAGAAAAUUGUAAAUUUAAAUCGUGUCAAAGCACAGUAACCCAAAGGAAAUAUUAUAAAGUGAGUUAACAGUAUUUUAUAAGGUGUAUUUGCACAAAGUAUUAAAUACGUGAAUUUUCAUGGUGAACGAGUC